Messenger RNA from Marasmius oreades (fairy-ring Marasmius), 921 nucleotides. RefSeq lists its product as uncharacterized. Gene Ontology annotation, molecular function: hydrolase activity, acting on carbon-nitrogen (but not peptide) bonds. NCBI's taxonomy places the organism in Eukaryota, Fungi, Basidiomycota, Agaricomycetes, Agaricales, Marasmiaceae. Bases 1 to 921 code for a protein of 306 amino acids. The transcript is spliced from 6 exons. The record is from RefSeq and is a predicted model, not a curated record.
AUGUCGGGCGCUGGCAAGAUGGAUGAACCUCCCCGGAACACGCCCUCAAGACCUCCCUCGCUCUUUACAGCUACAAGGAUCCUUUUCCUCUUAGGUGCUAUCGGCAUUUCCUACUACCUACGCGCACGCGUUCAGCCCGUUUCAUAUGCCCUAUGUUCAGCUGAAGGGGAGAGGAUCUAUACAGUUGACGAUACAAACUCUGUCGUUCAAUGUGUUCUAGUGCACAACUCUCGUGUCGUCCAUACCGGUUCCCUUGAGCAAGUCUCACAACGCUGGAAGCAUUCUCUCAGUGUUCGUUACAUCAAACGUGGCUCUAUCGUCGUGCCCGGUCUCAGCGAUUCCCAUGCUCACAUCCUCGAAUACGGUGCCAGCCGCGAACUUCCUCUCGAAGGAACCAAAACUAUACAAGAAACUGUCGAGCGUGUUAGAAAUUACAUUCUCUCCAAUCCGGACGUUGAACGGAACACGUCCAAGUUCAUCCUCGGAGGUGGUUGGGAUCACACCGUUUGGCCUGCCAGCGCAUGGCCUUCAGCUGCCGACUUGGAUUCCGACCCGGUCAUACGUGGCCGCCCCGUUGUCCUCCAAAGCAAAGACUGUCAUGCUUUGUGGGUAUCCUCCAAAGCUCUCGAAGUCAGUCAGCCCUUCCCGUCUGAAGUCGAGGGAGGUGUCAUCGUCAGAGACACCUCCGGAAAUCCGACAGGAAUGCUUCUCGAUAACGCUCAAGAACUCAUCAAACAACCUGCUUUACAAAAUGAGGACCUGUUGAGACGUUUCAAUACCGCUGUCAGAGAUGCUGUCAAAUACGGUCUUACUUCUAUUCAUGACGCCGGAUUGGAUCCUAUCUCCCUUGCUUUCUUCAAAAGACAGGCCAAGCUAGGGAAACUUCCCGUAAUCGAUUUUACCAUCUUUCACUGCGGGUAA